This is a messenger RNA of Thelazia callipaeda (thelaziosis nematode), 540 nucleotides long. Lineage: Eukaryota; Metazoa; Nematoda; Chromadorea; Rhabditida; Thelaziidae. The record is from the annotation of a GenBank genome assembly.
AUGACAGCAUUAGCAGUUAUUUUUCUGCUAAUUGUUGCAGCUAUCGCUUAUCUUCAGUACAGCAAACUUCAGCGUGAAGAGAGCGUAGCCAAGUCAGCUACUACCAGACAAUUUACAGAUGUCACUCAUGAGACAAAACCGCCGGAACAUCUUGAUGUACCGCCAUCUGCUCCUCCACCUGCUGAGCCACCACCUCCAGCCGAAGCUCCACCACCAGCCGAAGCUCCACCACCAGCUGAAGCUCCACCACCAGCUGAAGCUCCACCACCAGCAGAAGCCCCACCACCAGCUGAAGCCCCACCACCAGCUGAAGCCCCACCACCAGCUGAGGCCCCACCACCAGCUGAGGCUCCAGCUUUACCACCUGCUGCUGAUGCUCCACCACGACCAGACUUUUCACAAGCAUCUGAUGCCCGUACUGCAAAAGAAUUAAUGAUACCACCAAGUACAGCAUCUAACAGUUCAGCAAGCGGAACAGAACCUAUGCAAACAUCGUCUACCAAUUCUAAAGACAAACCCAAGAAAAGAAAGAAAAGUUAG